Sceloporus undulatus (fence lizard) is the source of this 2280-nucleotide messenger RNA. RefSeq names its product kinesin family member 2B (gene KIF2B). The record is from RefSeq and is a predicted model, not a curated record. NCBI's taxonomy places the organism in Eukaryota, Metazoa, Chordata, Lepidosauria, Squamata, Phrynosomatidae. Gene Ontology annotation, biological process: microtubule-based movement. Gene Ontology annotation, molecular function: ATP binding; microtubule motor activity; microtubule binding.
AUGGGGGGUCCCUUCGGGGCCAUCCAGGUGGGCAGCUACCUGUCCAUCCGCAGGUCUGACGGGAGGGUCCACCGGGCGCUGGUGACGGCGCUGCAGGAGGAGAGCCGGAGUGUGACGGUGGAAUGGAUCGAGCGCGGGGCCAACAAGGGCAAGAAGGUGGACCUGGCCCAGGCCUUUGCCCUCAACCCCCACCUGGCCCCGACGGCGAUGUCCACCACGACUUCGGAGCAAGGUGAUCGCUCCAGCCCACUCCCGGCGGUGGCCAGCUCCCCCCUCCUCCUCGGAAAGUCACCCGGCGGGGACGGGGCCGAACGGGACCCCCUCCGCCGUCCCCCCUCGACAGGUACGGCUCGGAAGUCUCCCUGUGUCUUGGAGGUGGAGAGGCUGCGGGAGCUGAGGGAGCAGCGGCACCGGGAGAACCUAGAGAAGCGGGCCCGUCGAGGGGCCACGGACGCCCACCCACACGCCGACCUCAUCGCCAUGAUUGAGGAGUACCGUGCUGUCCUUCAACGGGGCGAGGGGGUCCCCCCCUUGGAGCCCAGCCGUUCCAUAGCCUCGACUCCCGGCGCCCGUCGGAUCUGCGUCUGCGUCCGCAAGCGUCCCCUCAACCAGCGCGAGGUGGGCCUCCGCGACGUGGACGUGGUGACCAUCCCUUGCCCUGAGGUGGUGCUGGUCCAUGAGGCCAAGCAGAAGCUGGACCUGACCCGCUACCUGGAGCACCAGGCCUUCCGCUUCGACCACGCCUUCGAUGCCGCCGAGAGCAACGAGGGUGUCUACAGGCACGCGGCCCAGCCCCUGGUGGAGACCAUCUUCCGGGGGGGCAUGGCCACCUGCUUCGCCUAUGGACAGACCGGCAGCGGGAAGACCCACACCAUGGGAGGUGACUUCUGUGGCAAGAAGCAACAGCAGGAUGCCUCCAGCGGCAUCUACGCCAUGGCUGCCCGUGAUGUCUUUGCCCUCCUGCAGGAGCCUGCCUACCAAGGCUUGGGCCUUCAGGUCUUUGGCGCCUUCUUUGAGAUCUACUGGGGAAAAGUCUAUGACCUGCUCAACUGGAAGAGCCGGCUGAGGGUGCUGGAGGACAGCAACCAGCAGGUCCAGGUGGUAGGCCUCCUGGAGCAGGAGGUCCUCUGCGUGGAGGAUGUCCUCAAGCUGAUCGAGGUGGGCAACCGGUGCCGGACGUCAGGCCAGACCUCGGCCAACUCCCACUCCUCCCGGAGCCAUGCUGUCUUCCAGAUCAUCCUCAAGAGGAGAGGGAGGCUUCAUGGCAAGUUCUCCUUGAUCGACUUGGCCGGCAAUGAGCGAGGGGCGGACACCUCCACCGCCGACCGACAGACCAGACUGGAAGGGGCCGAGAUCAACAAGAGCCUCCUGGCACUCAAGGAGUGCAUACGCGCCUUAGGCCGCAACAAGGGCCACACGCCCUUCCGGGCCAGCAAGCUCACCCAAGUGCUGAGGGACUCCUUCAUAGGGGAAAACUCUUGCACCUGCAUGAUUGCCACCAUCUCUCCAGGCAUGAGGUCCUGCGAGCACACGCUCAACACCCUGAGGUAUGCCAACCGGGUGAAGGAGCUCUCCGUGGACCCAACCGCCUUCCGGCAGUGUCAUCCCAUCUUACCUCGGCCCAUCUUCCCAUUAGAAGACUUGUCGAGACCAUGGGCCAUCCAGAGUUUGCCAGAGACAGAUGAGUUCAAAGUCUUCUGUGUACAGAAGGAAGACCAAGUCUCCCCGCCAGCCCUAACACUUGUCCCCAGAGGAAAGACUCAGAAUAAGAGGAAAGAAAUAGACGAGAGGGCUCUGGUGGAAGAGCACCAGGAGUCUCUCAGGUGGUUGAAAGCCUUUCUCAAAAUGGCUGAAGAUGUCGACUACGACAUGGACUUUUAUGCCUCCCAGUUUGAAGCGGUCCUCACCCAAAAGAUUGCUAUCCUGUCAGAGAUCCAAGACAAAGUCAAAUGUUUCCGUACAAACCUCUCCAAGGAAGAGUCGGGGGCCAAUCACUUAUUAGUAAAGAGGUCCCGUAUCCUGUGACUCGCAAGGAUGGGGAUCUCCUUCCAUUUUUAAUAUCAGUCUAUGUCAGUUUUAGGACGCUGUGCAUCUGUCCACCUGACAAUGUCACAGCUUUAAAAAAGUCUAAAAUCCUAUAUCCGUGUGGGUGUCUCACUUGACUGUUUCCAUGGGAGGUAUUUUUUUCCCCCUGCCUCUGUUUCUAUGCUGUCUGAAACAAGUCUGGGGAAAGUCUCCUGAGAUCAUCUCCAGAUGUUUCUUUUAGCAUCUUGAGAUAAC